AUGGCCGCCGCUGUUGGAAGAAUCUAUAACCCUCGAAUAUUGCAAUCUAGAAAUAGCAACUAUUUGCAGCAGGCUGCGAAUUUGUCUACGUCAUCAUGGACAAAAAGUCGAAAUCACUUGAUAGCAACUGUUGGUGUGUUGGCUGGUGGUGCUGGAGCAUUGAUGUAUGCACUAGAUAUCUCAGUCAAAGCUAGUGAUUUAGUUGCUCAUCCUCCAAAAAUGCCAUGGCCCCAUUCUGGUCUUUUUUCUUCAUUUGAUCAUGCAAGUUUAAGAAGGGGUUAUGAAGUUUACAAACAAGUUUGUUCAGCAUGUCAUAGUAUGAAAUUUUUACCUUAUCGUCGAUUAGUUGGGGUCACUCAUACUGAAGAUGAAGCUAAAGCAGAAGCAUUUGAUGUCCAAAUUAAAGAUGGUCCUAAUGAUGUGGGAGAGUACUUUAUGAGACCAGGAAAACUUAGUGAUUACUUUCCCAGUCCAUAUCCAAAUGAAGAAGCUGCUAGAGCUGCCAAUAAUGGAGCCUAUCCUCCUGAUUUAACAUUGAUUUCAUCUGCAAGACAUGGAAAAGAUAAUUAUUUGUUUCAUCUGUUAACUGGUUAUUUUGAUGCCCCAGCUGGUCAUGUUGUACCAGAAGGGCAACACUACAAUGUUUAUUUUGCUGGUGGAAAUAUAAGUAUGGCUAAAGCACUUUAUGAUGAUAUAAUUGAGUAUGAAGAUGGUACUCCAGCAACAACAUCUCAAUUGGCAAAGGAUGUUAGUGCUUUUCUAAGGUGGUCAUCUGAACCUAACAUUGAUGAACGAAAACUAUUACUUCUUAAGGUUGCUUUGUUUACACCGAUAGCAUUUUUAUGUGUUUUAUACUACAAAAGAGUAAAAUGGACAAGUCUUAAAACUAGAAAGAUUGUAAUUCAUCCACCUGCUAAGCGGUUAAAAUAA
Molecule: messenger RNA, 930 nt
Organism: Pediculus humanus corporis (human body louse)
Lineage: Eukaryota; Metazoa; Arthropoda; Insecta; Psocodea; Pediculidae
Product: cytochrome c1, heme protein, putative
Exons: 5
Coding region: 1-930 (309 amino acids)
Biological process (GO): mitochondrial electron transport, ubiquinol to cytochrome c
Molecular function (GO): heme binding; electron transfer activity
Source: RefSeq, a predicted model, not a curated record